Closterium sp. Yama58-4 is the source of this 549-nucleotide messenger RNA. The record is from the annotation of a GenBank genome assembly. NCBI's taxonomy places the organism in Eukaryota, Viridiplantae, Streptophyta, Zygnematophyceae, Desmidiales, Closteriaceae.
AUGGCGGCUACUAUAGGAAGUCGUUCCGUUAGACCAGUUGUUAAUCUUCCCGACCCGAGGUCUUCAUUGAGAAGAAGUGUUUCAGAAUCCCCUGGGAGCCGUCUUCCCUCCGGUGGAUUAAGCGGGUUUUGCGGCUCUAAGAUUAAGUCGCCUUCCUCGCAAGCGUCAAAACAACGGUCGUCGGGUCCCUUCUGCUGUUUCGCUAAUGCCUCAUGGAUGGAAGAUGACUUCGUGCCUCAACCUUCCUUCGUACACCGAUUGUCUAGAGCUUGGCAAGUCGUGUUUCCCACGAGAAGGAAGGGUCCAAGUGUCGCGGAGGUGGCAAAGGAGAGAUUGCGUUUAGUUCUGUACAGCGACCGCGAGGAAUUUCAUCCUAGACUAAAGAAGAAGCUUUGCGGAGACAUUGUGAACGCCAUGGGUGAUUUCUUGGAUGUUGCUGUGGAGGACGAAGACGACGUGAUUUUCAGAGUCACCAGGGACCCGGUGGUGGGCUCGAUUUACAACGUCAGCGUACCGGUGAAACGGGUGAAGCCCGCGCUUCAGAAAUGA